AAAGCCACCUUUACUUUUUUCAAACCCUUUUGCCUAUAAACCCAAACACUCAUACCCUCAAUAACUUGAGUAUCCCAUUUAUUUGCUACACAUUUUAUCCCAAAUGGGUUGUUGCAUUAGCAAAUGCAAACCAAGAGUUCCACCUCAAUUUAAUCCCAUUGUACAAGACAAGCUUGUAAUUUCUCAGUCACCACCACAUACGCCGUCGUAUCCGCCAAUAUCUUCACCACGAAAGCGGAAAACCAUACAAUCUCCGCCUUCAACGACCACCUCGGCUUCCUUCGCAAGCUCUACACAAAUAAGCACUUGUGGAUCUUCUUCAUUGUCAUCAGUCUCUUCUUGUUCUUCCUCAGUAGCAUUUUCCAAAGUGGACAGGACAUUUUCUAAUGACUUUUUGCAGUCAUGUGCUUUAGAAAACCCUCAAAUAAUUGAUUUAGACCCCAUCAAGAAGAUUGGAGUGGUGAAGCAGAUAAGUCCAGGAACCACACAUAAACGGCCGCGUGCGAGCUCUCCAACGCUAACCCGACAGAAAAGCUUUCGAAUAGAGAAAGAAAGAUUGCCUUAUGGCAUUGUGAAUGGGAGAACUACCAUGACAUCCCCUUCUCCGAGUAGAAGACUCAAUGGGAAUACAAGUAACUACCAAAGACAACCAAUGUUGUCCUCAAUGAACACACACAAUGAGAGUAAUCGCGUCACAAAGACGUAUACAAGGCCAGCGAGCCCAAACCGUAAUGUGAUUAAUAAAGAAAGACCGAUGUAUGUGAAGAACAAAGAGAGAUUUGGGUAUGAAGUUGGUUCAAAAGUUGAAGUUAAAGAGGUGUUGUCUAGAUUGAGUUAUUCCGGGUCUGCUGCUACGGAGGAUCUUGAUAAUCCUCACAUUGCUUUGGAUUGCUUCAUUUUUCUUUAAAAAUAAAGAAACAUUAUAGUUUGUUAAUAGGAUAUAUUUUUAUUUCUUUCUUAUUUUUGUGUGUUUUAACAUUUGGAUUCCUAGUUUUUGAAUGUCUGAAAUGUGAGAAUUGAAGUUUGACUAGAUGUACAAGUUACAUCAUUGCAAAAA
Molecule: messenger RNA, 1057 nt
Organism: Helianthus annuus (common sunflower)
Lineage: Eukaryota; Viridiplantae; Streptophyta; Magnoliopsida; Asterales; Asteraceae
Exons: 1
Coding region: 104-907 (267 amino acids)
Source: RefSeq, a predicted model, not a curated record